Molecule: messenger RNA, 1553 nt
Organism: Neltuma alba
Lineage: Eukaryota; Viridiplantae; Streptophyta; Magnoliopsida; Fabales; Fabaceae
Product: thylakoid ADP,ATP carrier protein, chloroplastic
Exons: 10
Coding region: 113-1246 (377 amino acids)
Biological process (GO): transmembrane transport
Source: RefSeq, a predicted model, not a curated record
UUGUGUUUCGUCUCGUCGUCGGCUUUCCUUCCUCCUCCUUCAGUGCCCUCUGUCUCUCUGCUACUGCCUCUUUCUCUCUCUGCCUUAUCCCUUUCAUCCCUUCAUCUCCACCAUGCCGGAGGAAAGAGCCGUUGUAGCAUGGUGCAAAAUCCCUGCUCUCAACAGCUCUCCGUGCGCCUCCGACGACCCUCAACCGCUAUGGAAGAACAAGAGUAGUAGCCUUAGCCUCAGUCUCACUCGCAGCGGUACUCCUUGUAAAUUCGCUUGCGUUUCUGUGGCAGAACGGAAAUUGGAUAAGGAGUUCUUUCCCACUUCUGCCCAGCUCUUGCAGCAUCCGCUUGCUAUGGUCGCACUCGUGCCAAAAGACGCCGCGCUCUUCCUCGCCGGCGCUAUUGCAGGCGCUGCAGCCAAGACUGUCACGGCUCCGCUCGACCGUAUCAAAAUUCUUAUGCAGACUCAUGGAGUGCGAGCUGGACAAGAAAGUGCGAAAAAGGCGAUUAAUUUUAUUGAGGCUGUAACAGUUAUAGGAAAGGAAGAAGGCAUUAGAGGUUACUGGAAGGGGAACCUCCCCCAGGUUAUUCGGGUGAUACCUUACAGUGCUGUCCAGCUUUUUGCAUAUGAAAUUUAUAAGAAAUUGUUCAGGCGAAAGGAUGGUGAGCUAUCUGUUGUUGGAAGACUUGCAGCAGGUGCUUGUGCUGGCAUGACAUCCACUUUUGUGACCUAUCCAUUAGACGUUUUGAGGUUACGAUUAGCAGUUGAACCAGGUUAUCGAACCAUGUCACAGGUCGCCUUGGGCAUGCUAAGAGAGGAAGGUUUGGCAUCAUUCUAUCACGGCCUUGGGCCUUCUCUUAUUGGAAUUGCUCCGUAUAUUGCAGUGAACUUUUGUGUUUUUGACUUAUUAAAGAAAUCUUUGCCAGAAAAAUAUCAAAAGAGAACUGAAACAUCUCUAAUCACAGCUGUGCUUUCUGCAUCUCUUGCGACCCUUACAUGCUAUCCUCUGGACACUGUACGAAGGCAGAUGCAAUUGAAGGGCACACCUUAUAAGACAGUUUUAGAUGCCCUUUCAGGUAUCAUGGCACGCGAGGGAGUUAUUGGCUUGUACCGGGGCUUUAUACCAAAUGCUUUGAAAACCCUCCCAAACAGCAGCAUCAGGCUUACCACAUAUGACUUUAUUAAACGGGCAAUUGCAGCUAGUGAGAAAGAGUUCCAAACAAUUACGGAGGAGAAUCGCCAGAAACAGAACUAAACAAAUAAACGAUGAAGUUGGUCCUCGGAUUCAUUUUUGACUGCUGAAGAGCGACAUAUCAGAUAUCCUCAAACGGUGUCUCUGAGAAUUGUUCUAUAGGAUAGAAGUUUCUGCCUGGCACCUUGUAUUCUUGUGCUAAAUUCAUCUUCAGCUUCUGGAACUUUGUAUGCCAAGUAAAAUAGUAUGUUUUCACGCUUGUUCUUACAUUUCUUUAUAAUAUUACCUCCAAUUCUAAUUAUAAGACCUUGUUUGUAGUCUACAAACAAAAUCUUAUAAUUAAAACUAGAGGUAAGAUUUCCUUCUCUCA